AUGAGCAAUUUGCGAACUCAUUCGAAUGAUGUAUUAAUUGAAAGAAUAAUAAGAUGCAGUCGAUUUUGUGGUCCACUUCGAAUUCCAAAAAAGGUUCCACCAAAAAACUAUGAAAAUAUAUUGAAAGUUUUGCAAACUUAUUCGAAUUUGGAUUUGAACAAAAGUUGGUUGAAAUUGAUUGCAGAUCAAUUUAAUGGAAAAUAUAUCGAUUUUCAAAAUGAUCAAUUAAUGACUACUUAUACAGCUAAUGUAAGUUUUUGAUAAGAUUAUUCCUGAAAAUAAAAAAAUGUUUUUUUGCAGUUCAAAACUCGUUGGAUGUUUUUCUCAAUGUUUUUCACAAUUUUGACAAUGAUAUUUAUUUAUUUUCUAUUUUCAAUGUCAAAAACUCUAACAAAUCGAGUUUUAAAAUUUAUAAAAUUCCGAAAAUAUUACACGGGAUAUACAAUUAUCCCAGUUUUUUGUUGUAUUAUGAUUAUCUCAAUUACUGUAACAUUUGGAAAAGAAGCAACGAAAGCUGGAAUUGCUAUACAAAAUUCGAGAAAUUGGAAAGAAACUGCCCAGAAACGUUGGUUUUAUUGAUAAGCUCUCAUUUUAAUUCUUACAAAACGUAUUCAGGCGCCACAUACAUUGGAAAACAAACGUGGAUCGAAAUGAAUUGCUCGACAUUUUUUCCAGCAUUAGAGCCAGAAUAUCUAAGAAAGUUUGAAGAAGAUUUAUUCAAAGUAACAUCAGAAAAUAUCAACAAAGCAAUCAAAUCGAAACUAGGUAUAGUUUUCAAAAAAUCCAAAACUUAUAAGAAUUCCAGGCAAAUCAGUGGAUAAUAGUUUAACCCAAAUACCUGUCACCGCUGUUUUAAAUUAUUAUAAAAUUCAUCAUGAUAUGGUUUUUGAUGAAGUUUGUUUACUGAACGAUCGAACUUAUGAAUUGCUAAAAAUUCCGAGUGAAAAUUUAAUAAAUACUGCAAAAUAUACGAUUUUUGUGGUUUCGAUGGUUUCAAUUUGCUUCACUUCUUUUAUUUGUUGGAUGGUUUUUCUGGAUUUAAAAAAUAAAUGUGAGUUAUUUUGCUGAGAACAGAACAGAGCUUCUUCCUUCUUUUUACCGUAAUAUAUUUUCCAGAUCCUCAAAUCAUAAAAUGUAUCCAACUUUUCUCUCCAAUUCUCCUCUUUUUUAUAAUAAUUGGUUAUUUCUUCAUCUGGUAUAUUUUUACUUCAAUUGUUGGAAGUUAUACGGUAUUCUUGCAUUUAACACAUUCCCAAAUUCAAGAUGAUAUUUAGGCGAUGUUGCAGAUGAGUUUCUCCUCCGAGGAGAAAUGAGGAGAAAUGGGGCGAAAUUCAAAAAAUACAUUGUUUCGCCUCCACGUGCAACACGUUUCUCCUCUUUCUCCUCAAUUAGCCCCGAGGAGAAACUAAUCUGCAUCAUCGCCUUAUUUUGAUCGAUUUGAAACUCAACAAUUUUUCGACAGUUUAACAACUUAUAAAAUUUUAAGUGUUUCACAACCAGCCGUAAAACAAGGUUUGAAUGAAACUUUUCUGUCAAUUUUCGAUGUUUAUCCUCGAAAAUUAGUUGAAGAAUUGAUCAAUAAAACAUCGAAUGUUGAUAUUAUGAAUCCUGAACACAAAUAUUUCAAUGUACUGUCAGAAUGUGUGAGUUAAAUGGUCAUGUACGGAGUUAUUAUAAAUUGUUCUUGCAGCUCAAAAACCCAAGUAAAUGUGAAUGGAAUUCAUACGACGUUUUGGCAAUGAUAAAAGGAGCAGGGGCUUAUUUCCAACCCACCGCAGAUCACGAUUUUCGUGUUCCAGCAAUCAGUUAUCUUCGAUAUUAA
This is a messenger RNA of Caenorhabditis angaria, 1822 nucleotides long. The record is from the annotation of a GenBank genome assembly. NCBI's taxonomy places the organism in Eukaryota, Metazoa, Nematoda, Chromadorea, Rhabditida, Rhabditidae.